Messenger RNA from Pocillopora damicornis (cauliflower coral), 2054 nucleotides. RefSeq lists its product as uncharacterized. Lineage: Eukaryota; Metazoa; Cnidaria; Anthozoa; Scleractinia; Pocilloporidae. Gene Ontology annotation, biological process: signal transduction. The record is from RefSeq and is a predicted model, not a curated record. Gene Ontology annotation, molecular function: signaling receptor activity. Gene Ontology annotation, cellular component: plasma membrane.
UUGGAAAUGAAAUGUGUCAUAAUUAUCCAGGUGUGAAAUUAUACUAACUUAGAUAGCAUGUCUUAGUGCAGUUAAAUCUGCAUCACAAAACAAUGAUAGUCAGUCGAUUCCAGUCGACCUUGGUUAUGGUGCUAUUUCAGCUUCUCUACCCAAGACAACGAGCGCCGAUUCUUGGUUAACGUGCCUUUUAGCUGUGGCAAUUGAUUUGAGAGUAACAAUAGACCCCAUGAAUGUGAGAAUCAUCAUAGCUGCAGUAGGGGCACUUAUUAUCACUGGAACGUUGACAGAAUGUUUAGACCAAGAUGAACACAACAUAGCAGGGUGCCUACGAGCCUGCGGCUGGGACGAGCAGAAAUCUUUGACCAAGAGAGCUCGGGCCAGCUCAUCUCUCUCCUGCGAUCAGUGUUUAAGAAGGAGGAGAGACCUCUAUCGACAUGCUGUCACUGCCUUUGUAAGACGUCGGAGGCAAUCUCUUAGUUAUGACUGUGCGAGCAGGGCUGAUGACAAUUCACCCGUACCUGAAAUACAGCUUGCAUCCAAUGUCUCCGUAAAAUUCGGACAGUAUGAUAACACAGACGACUGGUAUGCCUACGUAUCUUGGAUUCCAAUCAAUGAUACGGCUGGUUUUUUAAAAGGCUAUUCUGUUCGCUACUCGUUUGACAGUGAUAUACUUUGUGCUAAGGUGCCGAAGAACCAAACGUCUUUCAGAAUAAACAUAUCUAGUUAUGGCUAUAUUCAGGGCGAGAAUAUUCACCUAGUGGUUAUAAGCAUCCCGUAUAAUAGUGCUGUCACUGGGAUGCUGUCAUUCUCUGACAAAAAAACUUCAACAUCACCACCACCAUCACAAACUAUGACAUCAGUUAGGGUAACAACGAAAUCAUCGACAGCUGCAAAAGCAUCCAUAGCCACAGAAACAUCAAAAGCAAGGACAACGACGAAAGGCUCUGACAAACCCAUGAAAUAUGUGUCCAUUUCCGUCGGUGCUGUAGCUGGUGUCUUGGCUGUAGUAUUGGCUGGUGUUUUCCAUAAAAAGUUUAUUAGAAUCUGUGUAAAACGCGAGGGAUUUAACUAUGAUCGUCCACCUGGUGAUAUUGAGCCUGAAAAUCAUGACAUAUUCAUAAUUUUUAAUAGCAGUGAUAAAGAAUUGGUGGAUAAAGAGCUCCUACCCCUCAUUGAAGAACAGCAUGGGCUCCAAUGCCGAGUCCAUUACAGAGACUUCAAAGCUGGUGGUAUUAUCUAUGAGCUGAUGUCGGAUAGUAUUAGUAAAAGUUACAAAAAUGUUGUAGUUUACUCGAGGAACUUUUUGAAUAGUAGCUUUUGUAUAUUUGAACUGAAUCAAGCAAAGCAUAGACUUCUUAGAAAAAAUGACGACAGUUUAGUCAUUAUAAGAAAAGAUGACGUAGAUUUAACAUCGCUACCUGAAGAUCUGCAAGAAAGAAGCGUUAUCGACUAUGGCAGUAAUCACGAAAAACCCUACUGGGAAAGAAAACUCAUCGAGUUUCUCAAGUUGCCUAACAAAAACAGGCAUGAAAGCACAAAAAGUAAUGAUACAGUAGUAUCCUCCAUAGACGACGUCGACCCGAUCAGAGAAGAAGUUUUCUGAGAAACAUUUCCGAACAUGGACAGAGGACUUGUUUUACUUUCGCGUAACGAGGCGUCAAGUUACCGUUAUGAAUAUUAGUAAUAUUUAGUUCCUUUUUGAAGCUUUUCGAACCUUUGACGUUUCUCAACGCAGCUAUUUAUGGCAAAUUUCAAAACAUAAAACUUGUUGGAUAUCAUGUCCACUGCACUCGAAAAUUCAAGACCCUGCCACACAGAUGAGAGACUGGCACGAGAGAGAACUCAUGCAAUUAGUAUACUCAGCACGGUGCUAAGUGGACAACAUAUCGAUACAUUUCUCUCAGUGACACACAGCUGGAACACAAUCGUAGUUAAAAUAGUCACAGUGUCGAUAAUCAAUGGCUGUUUUAGUAUCAUGAGGGUCAAAUUUGUAGACGAUCCCACGUCACUAUUUACUGUUUGUGCGCCAUUUAUAAAAAUAUUCUACAUUUUAA